AUGGUUGCAAGAUCCGCAGUUAUUAGGAUUGGUGGCAAGGUCAGCACAUGCUCCCGAGCAGCAAGUUGGUCGGAGCCCAAGACAAGGCAGGGCUCCACAAGCACCACAGUUAAGAAUAUCGUUGCUGAGGUCUUUACAGGAACCGGAGCAACAGGCGGGCUGUACUCCAUUGCACUGAGAGCAGCAGCCGGGUUGUUGGCCAACACAGCGCGGGUUAUUACAGCUACCACAGUGGGCAGGAUCACUCAUAAGAUCGGAGCAAGCCCCAGCGCAGCAAGCUGGGACUUGACCUGUGCACUAUGA
Molecule: messenger RNA, 303 nt
Organism: Penicillium nucicola
Lineage: Eukaryota; Fungi; Ascomycota; Eurotiomycetes; Eurotiales; Aspergillaceae
Exons: 2
Coding region: 1-303 (100 amino acids)
Source: RefSeq, a predicted model, not a curated record